CGGUCACGUGGCAGGGGGCCGACCGGGCGUGCGUGCCGCCGUUGAUCCGGUGCUGCAGUGAGGAGGUGGUUCUCGCCCGUGUUGUGUGUGUGUGUGUGCGUGUGUGUGUGAGUGUGAGUGAGAGAGCGAGUGAGUGAGUGAGUGAGUGUGUGUGUGGGGGGACUCGGCUUGUUGUUGUCGGUGACUUCCCCCUCCCCUGCACCCCUCCCCUUUCCCCGCCGCCGCUGCAGUGGCCGCUCCCUGGGCCGUAGGAAAUGAGCGAUAACGAUGACAUCGAGGUGGAGAGCGACGAAGAGCAACCGAGGUUUCAAUCUGCGGCUGACAAACGGGCUCAUCAUAACGCACUGGAACGAAAACGUAGGGACCACAUCAAAGACAGCUUUCACAGUUUGCGGGACUCGGUCCCAUCACUCCAAGGAGAGAAGGCAUCCCGGGCCCAAAUCCUAGACAAAGCCACAGAGUAUAUCCAGUAUAUGCGAAGGAAAAACCACACACACCAGCAAGAUAUCGAUGACCUCAAGCGGCAGAAUGCUCUCCUGGAGCAGCAAGUCCGUGCACUGGAGAAGGCGAGGUCGAGUGCCCAACUGCAGACCAACUACCCCUCCUCAGACAACAGCCUCUACACCAACGCCAAGGGCAGCACCAUCUCUGCCUUCGAUGGAGGCUCAGACUCCAGCUCGGAGUCGGAGCCCGAAGAGCCCCAAAGCAGGAAGAAGCUCCGGAUGGAGGCCAGCUAAGCUCCGCGGGGCAGGCCAGCAAUACAAACUGUCUGUCUCCUCCAUCGUCCCAUCCUCCUUUCAGUUCAUCCUUAGAACCCUCAGAACCAUUUAAGAGACUCUUGUUUUCCUCUUUUCUCUUUUUUUUUUUUUUUUUUUUUUUAAUUUUAUUUUUACGUAGAAGCUCUUGGACAACAGCUCUCGUUCUCCUUCCCCAUUUCCACAAGCUUUUUUUUAAUGUUUCCCUUCAGGGAUUCCCUGUCCCCACCAGGAAUUUUUAAACCAAAAUACCCCAACUUGGCAGCUUUUUCUGUGGAGGACAGACGGCCGGCCGGACCUCUGAGCACAUGGUGUCCUGACCACCCACCAGCUCCUCCAGCCCCGCCGGGCACAUGCCCGGAGGACUCCUGCCCCUCCCAGACCUUUCCUCCCAGGCCAUCCUCACCUCCGUUUGAUAGACUUUGUGAAUCUGUGGACUGCUCUACUUUAAGAAGAUGACCAGUUUGGAGUAAUCAGAAUUAAUCCCCCUUCUUUUUAAGUUUUUGUUUUUGUUUUUUUCUAAAAAGCUAUUUAUCGCUCCUAUUGAAAGGCCAGAUCCUUGAAGAAGUUUGUGGUAUAAAUACAAGUGGGGACAGAUUUGCAGCACAGAGUCUUUGGCCUGUUUCACUCCUGCUUCUCCCAGCCAACCUUAGGGAGGGCUGCGUGACACUCGUGUGGUAUGUGUGGGGGACAGCGGGCAGCAGUGAAGUGGUAGCCGCCAGGGGGUGGUAGGGGGUGGGACAAGGAGGGAGGAUCGGGUCGGGUAGAGGUUUUGUAUUGAGGGCCAGUGAUGAUGUUUUGAUAUUUAUUUCCUGCUACUGAAAUUUGAAUCUGAGUGAAUUGUCCCUAUUUCUGAUGACGUCGGUAUUGCAAAGCGACAGAUUCAUAAAGUAAUGAUCAAAUCUUCCUUUCUUUCCGUGUGUAUUUCUAAGAAAUAGAGCCAACUGAUUUUGUAUGUAAAUACCAAGAGCAAUUUACCUGGUACUAAACCCGCACCCCAGUGCGGACCCUUCCCCACCCUGACCCCAUUCCUGUUCCAACUGUCCUGGAACCCGUUCCCAUUGUGUGAUCCAGCCCUGGUCCUGGCUGCGGUCAGCAGAUCCCAGUGAAGGGUUUUGUGUGUUUAGGCCUCAUUUCUUUGUCUUUUUCCUACUCCGUUCCUGGCAUUUGCUGAUUUCUAGUGUGUACUCUGUAGUCUCAGUCCGUGUUUGAUUCCAUUCCAUGGAAAUAAAAAGUAUGUUGUACAUACUGCCCAAGAAUUGUCUUGCAAGUUAAGGCUUUCCCCUUUACUAUAAGACUAUAAAUAAAAACUUAUUUUAUCCUU
This is a messenger RNA of Leopardus geoffroyi (Geoffroy's cat), 2079 nucleotides long. It is a transcript of the gene MAX, whose product is annotated as MYC associated factor X. NCBI's taxonomy places the organism in Eukaryota, Metazoa, Chordata, Mammalia, Carnivora, Felidae. Gene Ontology annotation, molecular function: protein dimerization activity; DNA-binding transcription factor activity. The record is from RefSeq and is a predicted model, not a curated record. Gene Ontology annotation, biological process: positive regulation of transcription by RNA polymerase II. Gene Ontology annotation, cellular component: RNA polymerase II transcription regulator complex. The transcript has 5 exons. The coding region runs from base 255 to 737 and encodes 160 amino acids.